Penicillium olsonii is the source of this 888-nucleotide messenger RNA. Lineage: Eukaryota; Fungi; Ascomycota; Eurotiomycetes; Eurotiales; Aspergillaceae. The record is from the annotation of a GenBank genome assembly.
AUGGCCGGAAUUGUGAAGAACGUUAUUGCGACAGGUACCUCUUCGGGUCUGGGAUUCGAAGCAAUCAAGCAAUUGCUGCAACAGACCCAACCACACAACUUCAUCCUCGGCGCCCGAGACACCACCAAGGCACGGGCCGCAUACGAUGAUCUGAAAUACGACUCCGCAAAGCACAAUGUUUCUAUUCUCCCCUUGGACCUUCUGAACCUGAAAAGCGUCAAGUCAUUCGCUUCGCAGGCUCUGUCCGAGCUUGGCCAGAAGAACCUGGACUUGUUGUUCCUGGUUGCUGGCUCUUUGAACAGUGCUGAUGGACCCGGUCCCAACGGCUCGCAAUGGUGCGAAUCAUACGUUACCAACCACCUCAGCCAACAUUACCUGACCCACCACCUGACCGAGAAGUUGACUUCCUCGAAAUCCCGUAUCGUGGUUGUUUCUUCGGGUGCGAUUCGCGGGCUGAGAGACAACGACCCUAAGACACUUGAUGUCGACCUGAAGGCAGGCUCUGGCGCAAACGCAAGAGUAGUAUACAGUGGCUCUAAAUUCUCCCAGCUUCUGGGUGCUCACUGGUGGCGGCGCAACCUCCCGACAUGCAGGGUCGUUGCCGUCUCACCCGGCCUCAUCCCCAACACCAAGCUUGCACAGCACCCCAGCUUGGGCCUGACCAUGGACAUGCCUGAUGCUAAAUCUGUGUCCGAGGGCGCCGAGAACCUCCUCCGCGCCGUCAAGGCGGAAGAUUUCCCCGAAGACCCCGAGCAAAUCUUCCUGACUAGCUGGGGUGAAUGGUGGCCCAAGGCCGUCUACCAGACUAGUCUCGACACUGACUUGCAGGACAAGUGGUGUGUGAGCAAGGAGCAGAUCGAGAAGACCGAGCCAAUUUUCCAGGAAUAA